Chelonus insularis is the source of this 1993-nucleotide messenger RNA. Its product is annotated as CWF19-like protein 1. Gene Ontology annotation, biological process: mRNA splicing, via spliceosome. Gene Ontology annotation, cellular component: post-mRNA release spliceosomal complex. The coding region runs from base 380 to 1939 and encodes 519 amino acids. Gene Ontology annotation, molecular function: RNA lariat debranching enzyme activator activity. The record is from RefSeq and is a predicted model, not a curated record. The transcript has 3 exons. NCBI's taxonomy places the organism in Eukaryota, Metazoa, Arthropoda, Insecta, Hymenoptera, Braconidae.
AUUUUCUCGUUCAAUCUAAUUCGCAAGCAGUUCAAUCUAGGUGGCAUUCCGUGACGAAGACUAGUAUAAUGCCAUCUAGAUCAGUACUAAUUGAAAACGCGGAUAAUUUAAAUUAACGAAAUUAAAAAAUUUUUUCCUUUUCUUUCUGAACAAGAAAUCUAACUCUAGAGAGCCCAAUAGAACUAAAGUGGACUAAGGUCGUGAUUCUGUUGGUAUAACCAGAAAGAAGACUUCUCUGGUAUAACAGAAUUUUAUUAAUCAAUCAAGAACCUAACCUCAAUUCCUAGUGAAUCAAAACAUUGACAAGAAAUAAUCAUCCAAUUGAAAAAUUUCUUAUUUACAUAAUAAUUACUACAUAAAUAUAUUCAAUAAAUGUGUGAUGGCUGAGAAACACAGAAUAUUAAUUUGUGGAGAUGUGGAAGGUCGAUUCAAUCUGCUCAGCUCUAAAGUAACAUCAAUUAAUAAAAAAAAUGGUCCUUUUGAUCUUUUACUGUGUGUUGGAGAUUUUUUCGGAAAAGAUAACAGUGAAUUAGAGCCCUACAAAAAUGGAAUUAAAAAAUUUCCAAUUAGAACUUUUAUAAUUGGACCAAAUAAAGAAGAACAUGUGAAAUGUUAUCCUAAUUUAGAUGGAUGUGACAUUUGUUACAAUAUUCUUUAUUUAGGUAGACGAGGUCUCUAUAGUGCUGACUCCGGACUCAAAAUUGCUUAUGUUAGUGGUGUUGAGAAAAAUGAUCAAAAUUCAUCAUCAAAUAUAUUUUUAACAGAAAAUGAUGUUGUAUCUGUUAGAAAUGCUUGUUUAAAAGGUCAUCCAAAUUUCCGUGGAGUUGAUUUUUUAUUAAGCUCGCAAUGGCCAAUGGAUAUUACUCGGUUUGAUCCUAAUGAACCAAACUUGAAGUAUAAUGGCUCUCAGCUUAUCGCUUGGUUAGCUGCUCACAUAAAACCAAGGUAUCAUGUAACUGGCAUUGAAAGUAUUCAUUACGAGCGACCCCCAUAUAGAAAUCAAUCAAAAGGUGGAAAUAGUAUCGAAAUAGCUACCAGAUUCAUUGGGCUUGCUCGGGUUGGAAAUCCACAAAAGCAUAAAUGGCUUUAUGCAUUAAAUUUAACGCCUGUUGAUCGUACAUCUUUGAAAGAUUUAGCAGAAAAAACUACGGAUGAAACACAAAGUCCUUACCAUAUUUCUCUUUUGAAUUUUAAUAGUCCAUCUGACAAAGGUGGUAAAUCACAACAAUUCUUUUAUGACAUGGAAUCACAUAAUAAACGAUCUUCAGGUAAUGAUAGACAACCAAAAAGAAACAAGAAGCCAGAAUUUGAUCAAGCAAAAUGUUGGUUUUGUUUGUCAAGUCCUGAUGUGUCUAAACAUUUAGUAAUAUCAGUUAGCAAUGAAGUGUAUAUAGCAUUGGCUAAAGGUGGAUUAGUUGAUGAUCAUUUCCUCAUACUACCGAUUACUCAUUAUCAGAGUUUAUCAACUGUAUCUGAAAAUAUUAAAAAAGAGAUAGAAUUAAACAAAAAGGCUGUAGAACGAUAUUAUUCUAGCACUGGAAGAGUACCUGUAUUUUUUGAAAGAAAUUACAAAAGCUCUCAUUGUCAAUUGCAAGCAGUUCCAAUUCCUAAGAAUCUCGAAUCGCAUGUUUCAACGGUUUUUAAAGAAAUUGCGGAUUCUCAAAAUAUUCACCUGAAACCUCUAACUUCAAGUCUCGAAGAAACAGCUCCACCAGGUACAACCUAUUUUUAUCUUCAGCUCCCCAAUGGAGAGGAAUUAUAUCAUAAAAUUGAACGGAAUUUUCCUCUCCAAUUUGGAAGAGAAGUUUUAGCGGAUAAAGAGUUAUUAGAUUUAGAUGAUCGAAUAGAUUGGAAAGAUUGUCAAAUGAGUGAAGAAGAAGAAACAACUUUGGCUAAAAAAAUUCGGAAAAAGUUCCAGCCCUAUGAAUGUGAUUCGUAAUUUUAUUCUUUUCUAAAAUAUGUACAUAAAAAUAUAAAAUAUUUUUUUACUCUG